Molecule: messenger RNA, 1569 nt
Organism: Kluyveromyces lactis
Lineage: Eukaryota; Fungi; Ascomycota; Saccharomycetes; Saccharomycetales; Saccharomycetaceae
Gene: ALD4
Product: aldehyde dehydrogenase (NADP(+)) ALD4
Exons: 1
Coding region: 1-1569 (522 amino acids)
Molecular function (GO): aldehyde dehydrogenase (NAD+) activity
Source: RefSeq, a predicted model, not a curated record
AUGUUAUUACGUACUACCACUGCUGGUACUAGACUAGCUUUCAAGUCACAAACUGCGGCAUUCGCACAUGCUUUACGUUACUAUUCGCAUUUACCAUUGAAGGUCAAGGUUGAUUUGCCAAAUGGUAUUUCAUACGAACAACCAACUGGUUUGUUCAUCAAUAACCAAUUUGUUCCUUCCAAGCAAGGGAAGACUUUUGAAGUGUUGAGUCCUUCAACCGAAGAAGAAAUUACUCAUGUUUACGAAGGUCGGGAGGAAGACGUGGAUGCGGCUGUUGAGGCUGCAGACAAAGCUUUCAAGUCCGGUGUCUGGUCUAAGGUUGACCCACUAGUCAGAUCUCAGUGUUUGAGCAAGUUAGCUGAUUACAUUGAAAAGGAUUUGGAUACCAUUGCUUCUAUCGAAUCUCUGGACAAUGGUAAAGCUAUCUCAUCUGCUAAAGGUGAUGUUCAACUAGUUGUUAACUACCUAAGAUCAGCUGCUGGCUACGCUGAUAAGGUGGAUGGUAGAGUCAUUGAUACUGGUUCGACUCAUUUCUCUUACACAGUUAGAGAACCAUUAGGUGUCUGUGGUCAAAUUAUCCCAUGGAACUUCCCAUUGUUGAUGUGGGCUUGGAAGAUUGCUCCAGCUCUUGCUACCGGUAAUACUGUUGUCUUGAAGACCGCUGAAUCCACACCUUUGUCUGCACUAUACGUUUCUCAAUACAUUCCAAAAGCGGGUAUCCCAGACGGUGUUGUGAACAUCGUUUCUGGUUUCGGUAAAAUUGUUGGUGAGGCUAUUACAACUCAUCCAAAGAUUAAGAAGGUUGCAUUCACUGGUUCCACUGCUACUGGUCGUCAUAUCUACCAAAAUGCCGGUGUCAAUUUGAAGAAGGUCACAUUGGAGCUAGGUGGUAAGUCACCAAACGUUGUUUUCGCUGAUGCAAACUUGAAAUCCGCUGUUCAAAACUCUUUGUUGGGUAUCUACUAUAACUCCGGUGAAGUCUGCUGUGCUGGUUCCAGGUUGUAUGUUGAAGAAUCUAUUUAUGACGAUUUCUUGAAGGAAAUUAAGUCUGCUUCAGAAGCUCUAAAGGUUGGUGAUCCUUUCGAUGCAGAAACUUUCCAGGGUGCUCAAACUUCGCAAAAUCAAUUGGACAAGAUCUUGAAAUAUGUGGAGAUUGGUAAGAAUGAAGGUGCUACUUUAAUUACUGGUGGUGAAAGAAUUGGUGACAAGGGUUACUUUGUUAGACCAACUAUUUUCGCUGAUGUUGAAGAAAGCAUGAGAAUCGUUAAGGAAGAAAUCUUCGGCCCUGUUGUCACUGUCACCAAGUUUAAAACCAUUGAUGAAUUGAUUGAAAAGGCCAACGACUCUGAAUAUGGAUUGGCUGCAGGAAUUCACACAUCUAACAUCAAUACUGCCAUCCAGGUUUCAAACAGAUUGAAUGCUGGUACCGUCUGGAUUAACACAUACAACGACUUCCACCACUGUGUUCCGUUCGGUGGUUUCAAUGCUUCUGGUAUUGGUAGAGAAAUGGGUUCUGAAGCUCUAGACAAUUACACUCAAGUCAAGGCUGUCCGUGUUAAAUUGGAGUAA